AUGGAUAAGAAUGACUUAGGAGAUAGAGUUCCCAGUGUAAAAUUCGACACAAGUAGCACGAACUCGCAAGAUCUAAAAGAGAAACUUAACAAGGAGCGCGCCGCCCGCGAGUCCCUUAAGCACAUGGUUGCCACGGCGGAGGGCUUGCUGCGCACGGCGCGCGGGCGCAUCACGGUGCUGGAGCGCGAGCUCAAGACCACGCAGAAGCAGAUGCAGGAUACCGCGCGCAAGAACAAGGAAUACGAGUUACUCCAUCGUUCUCGUCAGACUAGCUAUGGCGUGCGUUCCAAGAAAUUAAUGGAAGAGUCUAAAACUGGAGAAGUAACUAUCGAGAUGUUGACCCUACAACGGAACGCACUAGAAUUAAGGGUCACAGAGCUACAAGAGCAAAUCAAGUCGAUGAGCGAGGGUUACGAGGAUCACGAGUUGAAGCACCAGAGCAACUUGGACCGGCUACAGGAGAAGUUGGAUGAGCAGAAAGAACAUAGGAUAAGAGCAGAGGCUCGUGUGAUGGAUCUAGAAAAACGGAUAAAAGAUAUACACGACGAAAACAGACAACUCUUGGAACAAUCGGAUAGACUUGUGAAAAUGAGUAGCGAGAAGUGCCUCGAUUACCUGCCGGGCAAAGAAAAUGAACCUUCACUAACCGAAGCGGAGUUAUGGAAGGAGAUAGAAGAUACCAAAACUAGACUAGAACAAGUCACAGCUGAGCUAAAACGGAGUCGUGAAGACAAGGAAAGCUUAUUAAAGUCCUUGGCCAAAAUAGCGCAAGAAGGCUCCGAGAAUAACUUAGCUAACGAACUGUUACUGAGGGAGGAAAAAAAUUUUAAACUCCAACAGGUUAUUGAAGAACUAAAACAAACGAUUAAGUCAAUGAAUGAAAACUUAACACAAAAAGACCGUCAGAUUAUUUCACUGAAUAUCGAAGUCUCGCGAAAAGAUUAUUACGAGUGUUGUAGUAAGACUACCCACGAUAACCACGAUCUUACUUUAGAGAUACACAACGAGUGA
This is a messenger RNA of Cydia splendana, 1011 nucleotides long. RefSeq names its product golgin subfamily A member 4-like. The transcript is spliced from 9 exons. The record is from RefSeq and is a predicted model, not a curated record. NCBI's taxonomy places the organism in Eukaryota, Metazoa, Arthropoda, Insecta, Lepidoptera, Tortricidae. Bases 1 to 1011 code for a protein of 336 amino acids.